GUAAUUAUUCUCCAUCGGCAUACGACGGGGUUCGAUAACAUGGACUCUAUGAUCAGGCUCCACUCCUUGGAGCGACUAACUACCAAUAGUGACUGUCUAUUUGUAGGUAAGGUGUCUGACCGUUAUGGUGGGCCAGCCUAGUGUGUUCCAUUGAGCAAAUAAUGCGCCAGCCCAUCAUCAUCCACCACCAUCUUGUCAAAACUGGGGAGGGGCAAGUCCACUUUAUCACAGAGCCAGCCAGUCUUGCCAUGGGAUCUGUAUCUCAGCCUAGUUCGGGGGGAGGAGGAGGAGGGGGGCUUGGAUGGUUACGGAUAGUCGGCUCGUCAGCAACGAGAAGGACACUUUGGUCUGGCGGUAAAGCCCAAUAACCUACCGGGAGCGGUAAAGUGUUUGACGAUACGGAGGAGAUGGAUGGAUGUCUCUCAACUCUCUCUCUCUCUCUCUCUCUCUCUCCGCUUAGUCCGGCCCGGAGUUCAUGCGCUGCACUGGAGACUUUCUCAAUCCUUGGAUUUCAGACUCGCUCUCGAGUCUCUGGCAAGCCUUUCUCUCACACCGCACGCAGCCUGUUCCACUUCCGAGGUCCAUGUCACUCAGUCACCUCCACUUCGACUCGGAUUAACCUUUGGCGUGGGCUGUGUUUUUCGAGGCUUUAGCCGAUUCUUACUACGGAGGACUUCCUUCUCUCCUUUUCCCUGGAGGAUCUUUCGAACCGGUCCAUCAUCGCAUGGGCAACCGGAUUCCAUCGGCGACUGGAGUUCGGAAAGCCACAUGGCUGACUACGCGUCCCGCUUCCUACCAGUGGUCCACUCGUCUAGGACUUCUUGGUGACUGAUUGAUUGAUCGUUUCGCUGCCGCCGCUUCUGGGGAAACAAGCAAGCGACUGGCGGUCCCCGCCUAAAAGCGAAGAAAUAUGGAACGAGACACGUCCGAGAGGGAGAGGAACCGACGAGGGUUCAUCACCUCCUCACUCCCUGAUCUAAUCCUGGUCCUUUGUCUUGUUCCCAUUGAACGGAUCCGGUUGUAGAGAGUGGGAGGGGGUGAAAAAAAAAAAAAAAAAAAGAAA
This is a messenger RNA of Aspergillus uvarum CBS 121591, 1063 nucleotides long. RefSeq lists its product as uncharacterized. The coding region runs from base 412 to 828 and encodes 138 amino acids. The transcript has a single exon. NCBI's taxonomy places the organism in Eukaryota, Fungi, Ascomycota, Eurotiomycetes, Eurotiales, Aspergillaceae. The record is from RefSeq and is a predicted model, not a curated record.